AUGAGACACAUUCUGGUUGCUUUAGUUUUGUGUCUAGGCGCUGUGUACGCCCAGAGUCCUGAGGAGAACCAAGAUUCCAUUAAUCCGGACCUGUUUGAAGGAGAUAUGAUUCUAGAACCAGGUCAGCGAUUGGCGGCUGAGUUUGGGCUUGAUCUUGAUGGGCUUAACCGUGGAAGCGUCAGAAACCGACAGUGGCCAAAUGGAAUUGUUCCUUACAAUAUUCACUCCAGUCUUGCCACGCAACCAAAGGCAAUGAAAGCAAUCCAAGCUGGUAUGGAUCUCUGGAGCAGCAAAACCUGCAUCCGGUUUGUUCAGAGGACGGAUGAGAAAGCUUACAUAGAGUUCUUCAAAGGGAGAGGUUGUUGGUCAUACGUGGGACGAAUCGGAAAGAAACAACUACUCAGUUUAGCGGCAGGAUGUUGGGGCAAGGGUACAGUGUCACACGAAAUCGCCCAUGCCCUCGGGUUUUUCCACGAGCAAUCCCGCCCUGACAGAGAUGAUCACGUGACUAUACACUUUGAGAACAUUAAAGAUGGAAGAGCCGGAAACUUCAGAAAGUACCGAACGUCUUCUGCCAAUACGCUUCUAACCGCGUACGAUUAUGGCAGUGUAAUGCAUUAUGGGGCCAGAUAUUUCAGUAAGAAUAGAAAGCCGACAAUCGUGCCCAAGAAGAGCGGGGUUUUCAUUGGUCAACGAGCUGGUCCCAGCGCAACGGAUGUUCUUGAAAUGAACUCUGUCUACAAAUGCAGUGGACCAAGUUCUUUCGGUAAAUUCAGACCAUGA
Molecule: messenger RNA, 783 nt
Organism: Pocillopora verrucosa
Lineage: Eukaryota; Metazoa; Cnidaria; Anthozoa; Scleractinia; Pocilloporidae
Product: zinc metalloproteinase nas-15-like
Biological process (GO): proteolysis
Molecular function (GO): zinc ion binding; metalloendopeptidase activity
Source: RefSeq, a predicted model, not a curated record